CUGCCCAGCACCUGUCUCCAGAAGGUGGAAGAACAGCCAGAGGACGCAGACAAUCAGCGAAACGUUAGUCGGAUGGGCAGUCAACCCUCAGACCCGAGCACCACUGUGCACAUCCCAGUGACGCUGACAGGACCUCCUGGGGAGACAACGGUAGUUUCCAGUGGUAACGUGGACCUGGAAAGCCAAGCAGAGGGGAAGAAGGAGGUGGAAGUGGAUGCUGUGCUGAGGAGUGGCCCCCGGCCUAUCGUCCCGUACAACUCCCUGUUCUGCCUAAGCCCUGCCAACCUGCUCCGCCGCUUCUGCCACUACAUUGUGACGAUGCGGUACUUCGAGAUGGUCAUUCUCGUGGUCAUUGCCCUGAGCAGCAUUGCCCUGGCUGCUGAGGACCCUGUGCGCACAGACUCGCCCAGGAACAACGCUCUGAAAUACAUGGAUUACAUCUUCACAGGCGUCUUCACCUUUGAGAUGGUGAUAAAGAUGAUCGACUUGGGACUGCUGCUGCACCCUGGAGCCUACUUCCGGGACCUGUGGAACAUUCUGGACUUCAUCGUGGUCAGUGGGGCCCUGGUGGCAUUUGCCUUCUCGAGCUUCAUGGGAGGAUCCAAAGGGAAAGACAUCAGCACCAUCAAGUCCCUGAGAGUCCUGCGCGUCCUGCGGCCCCUCAAGACCAUCAAACGGCUGCCCAAGCUCAAGGCUGUGUUUGACUGUGUGGUGAACUCCCUGAAGAACGUCCUCAACAUCCUGAUUGUCUACAUGCUCUUCAUGUUCAUAUUUGCCGUCAUUGCGGUGCAGCUCUUCAAAGGGAAGUUUUUCUAUUGCACUGACGAAUCCAAGGAGCUGGAGAGGGACUGCAGGGGUCAGUAUCUGGAUUAUGAGAAAGAGGAAGUGGAGGCUCAGCCACGGCAGUGGAAGAAAUACGACUUUCACUACGACAACGUGCUCUGGGCUCUGCUGACCCUGUUCACGGUGUCCACGGGAGAGGGGUGGCCCAUGGUGCUGAAACACUCCGUGGACGCCACCUACGAGGAGCAGGGGCCGAGCCCUGGGUACCGCAUGGAGCUGUCCAUCUUCUACGUGGUCUACUUUGUGGUGUUCCCCUUCUUCUUUGUCAACAUAUUUGUGGCCUUGAUCAUCAUCACCUUCCAGGAGCAGGGGGACAAGGUGAUGUCUGAGUGCAGCCUGGAGAAGAACGAGAGGGCUUGCAUUGACUUCGCCAUCAGCGCCAAACCCCUGACACGGUACAUGCCCCAGAACAAGCAGUCAUUCCAGUAUAAGACGUGGACAUUCGUGGUCUCUCCACCCUUCGAGUAUUUCAUCAUGGCCAUGAUAGCCCUCAACACGGUGGUGCUGAUGAUGAAGUUCUACGACGCGCCCUACGAGUAUGAGUUGAUGCUGAAAUGCCUGAAUGUCGUGUUCACGUCCAUGUUCUCCCUGGAAUGUGUGCUGAAGAUCAUCGCCUUUGGGGUGCUGAACUAUUUCAGAGAUGCCUGGAAUGUCUUCGACUUUGUCACUGUGUUGGGAAGUAUUACUGAUAUUUUAGUAACGGAGAUUGCGAACAACUUCAUCAACCUCAGCUUCCUCCGCCUCUUCCGCGCUGCGCGGCUGGUCAAGCUGCUACGCCAGGGCUACACCAUCCGCAUCCUGCUGUGGACCUUUGUCCAGUCCUUCAAGGCCCUGCCCUACGUGUGCCUGCUGAUCGCCAUGCUGUUCUUCAUCUAUGCCAUCAUUGGCAUGCAGGUUUUUGGAAACAUUGCGCUGGACGAUGAUACCAGUAUCAACCGGCACAACAACUUCCGGACGUUUUUACAGGCCCUGAUGCUGCUGUUCAGGAGUGCCACUGGGGAGGCCUGGCACGAGAUCAUGCUGUCUUGUCUCAGCAACCAGGCCUGCGACGCGCAGGCCAAUGCCAGUGUGUGCGGGAGUGACUUUGCCUACUUUUACUUCGUCUCCUUCAUCUUCCUGUGCUCCUUUCUGCGUCUGGUCCGCAUGAACAUGCCCAUCUCCAAUGAGGACAUGACCGUCCACUUCACAUCCACGCUGAUGGCCCUCAUCCGGACUGCACUGGAGAUCAAGCUGGCCCCAGCCGGGACAAAGCAGCAUCAGUGUGAUGCGGAGCUGAGGAAGGAGAUUUCCUCCGUGUGGGCCAAUCUCCCCCAGAAGACCCUGGACUUACUGGUACCACCCCAUAAACCUGACGAGAUGACAGUGGGGAAAGUCUACGCGGCUCUUAUGAUAUUCGACUUCUACAAACAGAACAAAACCACCAGAGACCCGAUUCACCAAGCUCCCGGAGGCCUGUCCCAGAUGGGCCCUGUGUCGCUGUUCCACCCACUGAAGGCCACCCUGGAACAGACACAGCCAGCAGUACUCCGAGGAGCCCGGGUUUUCCUUCGGCAGAAGAGCUCCACCUCGCUCAGCAACGGUGGGGCUGUACAAACCCAAGAAGGUGGCAUCAAGGAGUCUGUUUCCUGGGGCACGCGGAGGACCCAGGAUGCACACUAUGAGGUCAGGACUCCCCUGGAGCGUGGCCACUCAGCGGAGAUCCCAGUGGGGCAGACGGGAGCUCUGGCUGUGGAUGUCCAGAUGCAGAACAUGGCCUUGAGGGGCCCUGAUGAGGAGCCCCAGCCCGGGCUGGAGAGCCAGGGCCGUGCUGCCUCUAUGCCCCGCCUGGCGGCAGAGACACAGCCUGCCCCAGAUGCCAGCCCCAUGAAACGCUCCGUCUCCACCCUGGCCCAGCGCCCCCACGGGGCUCAUCUCUGCAAUGCCAUCCUGGACCGCCCUGCCCCCAGCCAGGCUCCCCACCACCACCACCACCGCUGCCAUCGCCGCAGGGACAAGAAGCAGAGGCCCCUGGAGAAAGGGCCCAGCCUGUCUGCAGACACGGAUGGUGCACCAAGCAGCACUGCGGGGAUGGGGCUGACCCCAGCAGAGGGGCCCACAGGAUGCCGGCGGGAGCGGGAGCGCAGGCAGGAGCGGGGCCGGUCCCAGGAGCGGAGGCAGCCCUCAUCCUCCUCCUCGGAGAAGCAGCGCUUCUAUUCCUGUGACCGUUUUGGGGGCCGUGAGCCUCCGCAGCCCAAGCCCUCCCUCGGCAGCCACCCCACGUCGCCAACAGCUGGGCAGCAGCCAGGACCCCACCCACAGGGAAGUGGUUCAGUUAAUGGGAGCCCCUUGCUGUCAACAUCUGGUGCUAGCACCCCCGGCCGUGGUGGGCGGAGGCAGCUCCCCCAGACCCCCUUGACCCCCCGCCCCAGCAUCACCUACAAGACCGCCAACUCCUCGCCUGUUCACUUCGCCGGGGCUCAGACCAGCCUCCCCACCUUCUCCCCUGGCCGGCUCAGCCGUGGCCUUUCUGAACACAAUGCCCUGCUCCAGAGAGAGCCCCUCAGCCAGCCCCUGGCCCCCAGCUCUCGCAUUGGCUCCGACCCUUACUUGGGGCAGCGUGUGGACAGUGAGGCCUCUGCCCACUCUCUGCCUGAGGACACUCUCACCUUCGAGGAGGCGGUGGCCACCAACUCAGGCCGCUCCUCCAGGACUUCCUACGUCUCAUCCCUGACCUCCCAGUCCCACCCACUCCGCCGUGUGCCCAAUGGCUACCACUGCACUCUGGGACUGGGCUCAGGCAGCCGGGCGCGGUACAGCUACCACCACCCGGACCAAGACCACUGGUGCUAGCUGCACCGUGACCGCCCACGCACCUGCAUGCAGCGGGCGUGUGUUCCAGUUGAUGAGUUUUAUCAUCCACGCUGGCUCCUGAGGAUGUUCGGGGUCAGGGGCAGCAGCCCCUGGGAAAAGGGGCCUCGCCUCCUGGGCUGCCUUGGUGGGGGCUCCUGCUGCGCCUUUCCCCCUCCCCCCUCCUCUUUUACACUGGACGGAUUAAUAAAGCCCUUUUGUAGAGGGACGUGGCUCUCUAUCCACCUCAUGUGCUGCUUCCUGGUUCUCACCACACAUCAGAUCCUAGACAGGAAGUGGCUGUGUGUGGCUGGGAAGGACCUGGCAGGUCCACAUGCUGUGCUGUGGACUCAAGCAUCCAGGUUGGGUGCUUGGAACCUUUCUAGGUCGAAAUCUUGUGAGGGAGCAUCCUUUAUGCAGGUGUGUGGUGUAGAAGGCAGGGCAUGUCUGGAAGUGUGGGGAGAGUGCAGGACGGAGCUGCUGGUGAUAAGGGCAGCCUCGGGUCCAGCCCUCCUGGGUAUCGAUAAACACACACGCACACCCGUUGUUGCUGUCCGUACUGGAACAGCACACGUAUGCUGGAAAUACACUCAACUGCUCUCUGUCCUUCCCUGGACACCAUCAACCCCAACAGGGACCAAAUCUGGAAGAGGUUCUUGCUGUUGAUUUUGGUUUUUAAUUGCAACACCCUUCACUUUUUUGUCAUUUCUAUAUACUUGAUUUAGAAAAAAUAGAAAACCAGAAAAAUGGGGAAAGAAACUUAGCAUAACUUUAAAAAAUCAAAACUGUAGAAAGAGCUCAACUUUUCGUUGCGUGUUUCUGUGACUUGAGUGGGGAGAUGCUCCUGCAUGGACUGUCCAGUCCGGGCAGCCCCAGACAACCCCUUGCUACUGCCGCUCUCGACCAAGUGCCUGCCCUGGGCCCUCACACACCGGGCUCCUGGGCAUCGCGGCAUGAGACCUUGCGAACCAUCACGGGUGGGGUUUGUGAAAACUACUGAUAACCACAGCCAGGUAGAAAGCUGUUGUCAGAGGUGGAUAAUGGGUGACAUCCGGUGACAUGUUAUCGCUGGAAACAAGGCAGCCAUUCCUGUCUUUCUUCCACCAGCAGGAGGGAUUCCAGGAAGCCGCGAGCAGCAGCAUGUGUGCUUGUGUGAGGCAUUUUCAAUCUGUUCUCUGUCUGAUUCUCAGGGACUGGUGCCUGCCAUGUAGGGCAUGAUCUCUGCUGUGUGUGAAAUAAGUUUCUUUUCACAUGAGGCUGAAGAAUAGGAAGGUGGGUGGGGACAGGGGUUGGAUGUGGGGCCAUCAGGGCAGGAGGGAGGGAAGCUCUGGCUGACGUGAGGCCAAGGCUCUGAGCAGGCGAUGGUGCAGGCAGUAAACUGAAAUCCCACCUCAUGGCUACUCUCAAAGGGAAGAGCAUACUCAGGACGUCGUUCAGGGUGCACAAAAUGCUGGGAGACCAUUUGUUUCGUGAAGAGAGGGAGCAUUUAGAUGAGUUGAUUCUGGUGUGUCCUGUUUUGAAAUUUCAGAUGAUCUCUUUGUUGGAUUAUUGGCUUCUGCCCUAUGACUGUCCUCAAGGAAACUGCGUGUGGUAUGUGUGUGUCUGUGCUCACAGGAGGUGCGACGUAUGUGCAGGUGUGUGCAGUGAGUGGCUGUCAUCUAUAGGGCUAUUGCAACAAAAGGCACAUGUUUGAUAGAAACAAAUCACACAAGACCGCCACCUGGUCUAGGGCUUCAGCAUGAUUGUGACCAAACCUUUUUAUAGAAUUUCCUUAUGUGAAGGCACAACACUCUGAGACUUUAAAGAUAACAGAGUAUUUUAUUCCAGUAGGAUAAAAUUAAACAGGAAUCUCGACAGUGCAUGUGAUUGCUGUGCUCAUGUUGCAAAGCAGAAGGAUGUGUAUUCUGUUGCUGACGUUUGUCUCUUGUUCCCCCAUCCCAGCCCAUGUUUUCUUGGGUGACGAAUGUAUCCGUUCUGUGCAGAACCAACCACAGCUGUUUCCGUAGGCCAUACUGGGUCCAGAAUCCUCUUUUCUAGACCCACACAGCCUGGUUGGCUUGUCUGGAUUCUUCGAGGCAUUGGAAUGGAUGAAAAUUACAGGGAGAAGGGAAAGGAGACAUAUGUUUUGUCUUCCUGACUGGGUUUUGUUUCUGUACUGUCUCUUCUCAAAUUAUCAUGUUUCCCCUUAAAUCUCAUAGUGAGUUGCCAAAUUUGAAAUGCAUUAACCAGUUGUCUGCAUCUGGAACCAGUCAAGCAGUGGCUGUAGUUUGAACAAGUUAUGUGUGCAUGUAAAAUAUAUAUAUAUAUACAUAUAUACAAGUAUGUGCAUGAAAAUGUAUAUCUUCAUACUUUUUGAUACAUUGUAUUCAUUUGUUAAUUUUUAAUUAUAUUUGAUAUAAAUUGAAGGUUUGUUGCAAAACUUUAUAUUUAAGAACAGUGUUAAAAAAAAAAAAAAAAAAAAGAAGUCCCAACCAUGCAACACACCUGGGACUUACUUUAAAAAAAAAAUUCUGUGAUUGACUAGUUUGCUGCUUGAGUAAUAUUUAUCAGCCAAACUUUGGAUUCUGCUGUUGUUUCUACAAUGAUAUUUUGUAUGAAGCAAAGUCCUUGGAUUAAAAUAAAAACUUAGAAAAAAUCAAAACAAAAACA
Messenger RNA from Galeopterus variegatus (Sunda flying lemur), 6318 nucleotides. Its product is annotated as voltage-dependent N-type calcium channel subunit alpha-1B. Bases 73 to 3672 code for a protein of 1199 amino acids. Gene Ontology annotation, biological process: calcium ion import across plasma membrane; chemical synaptic transmission. The transcript has 26 exons. Gene Ontology annotation, cellular component: membrane; neuronal cell body; voltage-gated calcium channel complex. The record is from RefSeq and is a predicted model, not a curated record. NCBI's taxonomy places the organism in Eukaryota, Metazoa, Chordata, Mammalia, Dermoptera, Cynocephalidae. Gene Ontology annotation, molecular function: calcium ion binding; high voltage-gated calcium channel activity.